Abrus precatorius (Indian licorice) is the source of this 1211-nucleotide messenger RNA. Its product is annotated as chorismate mutase 1, chloroplastic-like. Gene Ontology annotation, cellular component: cytoplasm. Gene Ontology annotation, biological process: aromatic amino acid biosynthetic process; chorismate metabolic process. Gene Ontology annotation, molecular function: chorismate mutase activity. The coding region runs from base 53 to 949 and encodes 298 amino acids. NCBI's taxonomy places the organism in Eukaryota, Viridiplantae, Streptophyta, Magnoliopsida, Fabales, Fabaceae. The transcript has 6 exons. The record is from RefSeq and is a predicted model, not a curated record.
GACAAUUUCUCAUUCUUAUUAUCACAUAUUCUUUUUUUCCUCUGUCUUUUCUAUGGAGGCUAAGCUUGGAUUGAUGCACAAGGUUGGCUUUCCCUUCAACCCCACUUCAUGUUAUGCUAAAAAACAUGGUCUUUCUCUUCAGGCUUUUCCCACUUCCUCUGGAUAUAUGCCAACAAAGAAAAGGGUUGAUAGGAGUGAAAACCUGACUCUUGAAAAUUUAAGACAUUCUCUAAUUCGUCAAGAGGAUGACAUAAUCUUUAGCCUUUUGAAGAGAGCACAAUACUGUUACAAUGCAGAUACAUAUGACCCAGAUGCUUUCUCCAUGGAUGGAUUUCAUGGCUCAUUGGUGGAAUACAUGGUCAGAGAAACUGAGAAGCUUGAUUCGAAGGUGGGCAGAUACAGGUGCCCUGAUGAGCAUCCUUUCUUUCCUGAAGGCCUACCUGAACCAAUGUUUCCUCCUUUGCAUUAUCCUCAGGUAUUGCAUCCUAUAGCGGAUUCAAUUAACAUAAAUGAUAAAGUGUGGCACAUGUACUUUAGAGAUCUUAUCCCAAGACUAAUCAAGGAAGGAGAUGAUGGAAAUUGCGGAUCCACAUGUGUUUGUGAUACAAUGUGCUUGCAGGCUCUCUCAAAGAGGAUCCAUUAUGGAAAAUUUGUAGCAGAGGCAAAAUUUCAAGCUUCUCCCGAUGCAUACAAACCUGCCAUUUUCGCACAGGACAAGGAUAGGUUGAUGGACAUGCUAACAUAUACUAAAGUUGAAGAGGCAAUCAAAAGGAGAGUAGAGGUGAAAGCCAAAACUUAUGGGCAAGAAGUGGUUAUAAAUACAAAGGAGAAUUUUGCUGAGCCAGUGUACAAAAUAACUCCAAGCUUGGUAGCUAACUUAUAUGGUGAUUGGAUCAUGCCAUUGACAAAGGAAGUUCAAGUUGCAUAUUUAUUGAGGAGGCUGGACUGAGCAUAUAUACUAUAUAUUAAAUAGUAUUAGUAAGUGCCCUUUGGUUGAGAUGGUUAUAGAGAACCAACCAAUCUUUGUGAACCACUGGACAAAUACUAGAUGUCACAUAAACAACCUUUGAAUGGAUUUGAACUUGAUAGCAAACACCAGUUUCUGUUAUUAAAACACCUUUAGAUUCUAGGCUCUGUAAUUAACAGAGGACAACGUUGGUGUUGUGUUCUUUUUUGAGAAAUAAAAGUUUUUAAAAAAUUAAAAUUAUUUU